This is a messenger RNA of Symbiodinium sp. CCMP2592, 2061 nucleotides long. Lineage: Eukaryota; Dinophyceae; Suessiales; Symbiodiniaceae. The record is from the annotation of a GenBank genome assembly.
AUGACAAGGACGCUGAAGAAGAAUGUCUUCUCCUGUCUUUGCCAAAUUGCCAAGGCAGGGACGACGAAGGACGUCGAAUGGAAGGGUCGCUACGGUGGCCAGAACAGAAACGCCAUCUCACAGAUGGCGAUUCUGCCGACGUCGAACGAGCCCAUGAUCCCAGCGGCCUUGUUCAAGAAGCUCAGCAAGGACAUCUUGGACCGACUGCACAAGGAACGAAGGAGUCCGAACUACAAGGAUGAGCUCCACUCGGGCAGAUCCGAAAAAGAGAAUGACCAGCCGAUCAGUCUUUCUGAGGAAGGCAGCAGAACUCUUCACCAAGCUGCCGAGGAGUACCUGAACUCCAUGCUGGUGCGGGCUUGCAUGGCGACGCUUCACGCCAAACGCAUCACCACAACGGUGGCCGACCUUCGCUUCGUCAUCCAGCUCGACCAGAUGAGCACCGGGCAGGGCAUUUCGGAUCCCUCGCGGCAUCAGGCCUCGCCCCAGAAGUCCCAAGACCCCAUGUCGCAGAUGUUGGACAGUUGUUUGGACAACAUGAAGGAAAGCAUGGCCAAGAGCAUCUUGGGCAAGAAUGCCAAGAAGAAGGACAAGAAGAAGAAAAAGAAAGCGUCCUCCGACUCUGGCUCGAAAGAGGCCUCCGAGGAAGAGUUGCCAGAGCAUGAGGUGGAGCGGCAGCUGGGUAUCAUCUUGGGUUUGAAGGGCAGGGCGCUCAAGCUGAAGUCAGUCCAGAAGUACGAAGACAUGCUGUGUGAUCUUGGGUUGCACUUAUCUUCUGCUGAGCAAGUGUGCUACAUCCUUGCCGAGAGCCACAAGGAUAUCGGGUGUCUCACGGUUCUCGACCUCUGUGAACUCGGAGGUGAACACAAGACACUGGCUCUGAAGCACGAGGCCGCAUGCAAGCUGCCAGCCAGGAAGAGGAAACAAGCCGAUGCACAGGACAGAGAAUCCUUCGAACGAGCUCAGAAGCUCGUUUCAUGGUCGGAUUCUCGUUGGAAGGAUCGCCUCAUGCAGCUCUUCGAGCUUUUGGUUGGGAAGUCACGGAAAACAACCGUGGUGGGCUUCGACACCAUCGCACAGCUCCGCCAAAGCAUCCUUCCCAGGAUCAAGGACAGGGUGAAGUCCGGCGAGGCUGAAUUCAAGACGCAGCUCCUGGAUCUGCUCGCCAAUUUGAAGAACGAUGCAAGGACAGACCUGGGGAAAAUGGAGCAGAAAAUCCUUGAUUCUCUCGAGAACACCAAAGACAUCGCCAAGAAGCCGAGGAAGGAGAAGGACGAGGGCAAGGCUGGGAACUCCGCCGUCUUCGACAAGUAUCGGAAAUCAAAGACUAAGCCCAACCCAGACGACGACAGCACAGACUGUGAGAAAAGCGAGGCCAAUGAUUCCGAGGCGACACAGGUGAUGAAGGGCAAGCCUGCAGCGAACGAAGCAGAGUCCUCGGGCGAGGAAGGGAGUGCUCCCCAGCGGGGUGCUGUGCGUGAUUGCCGACGCCGGCUUUUCGAGGGAGACGAUGAUGAUUUGUUCGCCGGCGGGAAGUUCGGUGAAGCAGCUCUUGAGGAUGGCAAGCCUGGCCAGCCUGAGCCUAAGCCGGGCGACGGAGAGCAGAACAAAGCAAAGAUCGGCAACGACGAGGAGAAAAAGGUGGAGCCGGCACCGGGGGCGCAGGCCCGUGGAAGUCCACCCAUUGUCAAAUCAGCUAUGGUGCCGUAUGUGGAUUCGGAGGCAGGUUUCAAGUCGAAUGCCGCACCUGUCCUGAACACGGCCCCAGAACGUGCCGAAGCUCCCGUGAACCUUGAGCUGAUGGAGAUGUUGUCUGAGGUCGUUUCUGCCCACCUUCCUCGGGAGCAGGACGCUGCUGCUUUCUUCGAUCUCCUAUCUGCCUUGGGCUGCACAGAUCCAGUGAGCCUCCUGUCCAAGCUGGACAACUUUGUCGCUGCGAACCAUGCCAAUUUCUUCAUUGCCACUUCGGCCUCCCGACAGAAAUUCCAGCGGCUGAGCUUCUCCCAAAAGCUGGCCGUUACCAAUUCGAUCAAGACCGUCAUCGACAGCAAGGAUAACUGA